AGAUUGAGCGUGUCAGCAGCCAGGUCCAUAUUGAAUCUGGAUUCUGGGCGCGUGCUAAACGGUGGUCAGACAGCGACGUGCUGGCUUAAGAGAACGAAGAUGCUGCUGCGCUCGGGACUCCUGUGGCGGCUGGCCGUGCUGGUCGUGCUCGGGGCAGCGCUGAUGCUGUGCCAGCUGCGUGGCAGUGCAGCACGCGUGAUUUACUUCAAUGCACUGAGCAGCAAUGAGAGCUUGGCGGAGCGGAACGGCUCUCAAGAUGCUGUGGGCAGGGGCAUGCUGUUCGAGUCACGGCGGAUGGGCUGCAGGCGUGGAUACAUGCGCGAUCAUCACAAUCGCUGCCGCCGGAUUGUGUAGCGACCUUUGGACUGAGGCUCGUUACCUUAUCGCUUAUGCAGAACCCAUUAACGUUUAACAAAUACAUUAUGUUUAUACAAAAUAUUAAAAAGAAGCACGACGUCACAAGACCACAGCCAACCCAUAUUUGUCAUGAUGAAAUUACGCGAAAUUUCACGAACUGCGCUAGACACUCCAUAGAUACCAAUGCAGAUACAAAAUACACGACUACAAGAUACACAAUGUUCCUAGAUAAAGGGACCAACCGCACGGCGCUGACUCAGUCGUGCGCUUUCGAAUCGAUAAUGAAGCAUUUGGCUGCCACUGGCUUGAUCACAUUUUUGGAAAUUUCGAAUAAUGUUGCUAUAGCAGCUGCUCUGUGACGUACCCGGGGGCUUUCUGGGAAAGCCAUGAGACAACCACAGCAGUUGACUACAUCGAUCGUGGCCCAGCGAGUCAUGCUGCCGGCGGUGUUUUCGGCCCACAAUAUGGACACAAUAAAUCGCCAACGUCUGCCUGCGGUGAUCCCCUCUAAUAUGGCUCAGUUCGCUCACUAUGCUUGACAUUGUAUAAGGUACAUACAUGCAUGGUUAUGCGGAAAACAUAUCUCCAAUUGCUGAUUGCUGCUUAACUAGCUUUCUGUUGACUCGUCAGCCGAUCGGAAA
This is a messenger RNA of Drosophila navojoa, 998 nucleotides long. RefSeq lists its product as uncharacterized. NCBI's taxonomy places the organism in Eukaryota, Metazoa, Arthropoda, Insecta, Diptera, Drosophilidae. The record is from RefSeq and is a predicted model, not a curated record.